AUGUCAGUUCUGAUUUCUUCUUCGCUGCCCAGGUCCUGCUCUCACAGUCUGAGAUUUUUUAAUCAAGUUAAACACAGCCAGACAUGGAAAUCAUGCGGCAGAGUUUUGCUCCAGAAAUGUCGGUUUCUUCAUGUGGACAGUCUUCCCCAGAAACCCUCCCUGACCACCAGCUAUGUUCACGGCACCUCUUCCACCCCACUGCUCCCGCUGACCGUUGGCCAAAGCCUUGAUGCCAUGGUUGAACGCUACCCUGACCGUGAAGCAGUGGUCUUUGUGCAGGACGGCAUACGGAAAACGUUUGCAGAGUUUCAGAUAGAUGUUGACAAGGCAGCUACAGGUUUGCUUGCUCUGGGCCUAAAGAGAGGGGAUCGACUUGGAGUUUGGGGACCAAAUAUUUACGAAUGGAUCCUUUUCCAGUUUGCUUCAGCCAAGGCUGGAAUUAUACUGGUGUCAUUGAACCCGGCCUAUCAGGUGGAGGAGUUGGAGUUCACACUGCGGAAGGUUCAGUGUAAAGCGGUGGUGUGUCCCACCCAUUUCAAAGACCAAAACUUCUGUGAGAUGUUGAGGGAGAUUUGUCCAGGAAUUGAAAAAAUGCCCACGGGCAUGAUCAAGAGCCCAAGGGUCCCAGACCUGCAUAUGAUAAUUGUGACCGACAGCAGACAGCCGGGGAUGCUUCAUGUAGAAGAUGUGAUGCAGGCCGGAGGGAAUCAGCAUUACAAAGAGCUGAUGGACCUGCAGAGCAAGCUGUCCUUUGAUGAUCCCAUCAACAUUCAGUUCACAUCGGGUACAACUGGGAAACCAAAAGGAGCAACUCUUUCCCACCACAACAUUGUAAACAAUGCGUAUUUCCUGGGUCUGCGCAUGGGUUAUGGAUUGAGACCCCAGGUACGACUGUGUCUGCCUGUGCCGCUCUACCACUGCUUUGGCUCAGUUCUCGGAGGGUGCUGCAUGGCGAUUCAUGGGGUCACGCUGGUUUUUCCGUCUUCGGGCUACAGCACACGUGCCAAUUUAGAAGCCAUUGAGAGUGAAAAAUGUAAUGUCAUCUAUGGAACCCCCACCAUGUUCACUGACAUGGUUAGCCAAGAUUUACACAAGUAUAACCUGUCCUCAGUUGAAGCUGGGAUCAUGGCUGGCUCUACAUGCCCUCCUGAGAUCAUAAGGAAAGUGAAAGUGGACAUGAAUAUGAAAGAGAUAAUAGUUGCUUAUGGAACCACUGAAAAUAGCCCUGUCACAUUUAUGGGAUUCCCACAAGACUGUGAUGAGUUAAAGAUGAAUACUGUCGGCUGCAUCAUGGCCCACACUGAGGCCAAGGUGGUGGACCCCACCACGGGGGAGAUCGUCCCAGUGGGCGUUUCGGGUGAGCUGAUGGUUCGAGGCAGCUGUGUGAUGCACGGCUACUGGGAAGAUCCAGAGAAAACCAGUGAGGUCAUAUCCAUGGAUCGCUGGUACAGGACGGGUGACACAGCAAGCCUGAACAAUCUGGGAUACUGCCGCAUUGAGGGACGGAUGAAGGACAUGAUCAUCCGUGGAGGAGAGAACAUUUAUCCCGCCGAGAUAGAAGAAUUUCUUUUUAAGCAUCCAAAAGUGAAGGAGGUGCAGGUGGUUGGAGUGAAAGACGAGAGGCUGGGUGAGCAGGUGUGCGCCUGCAUCAGGAUCAGGGACGGCCAGACCGCAAGUGCAGAGGAGAUAAAAGAGUUCUGCAAAGGCAAGAUUUCUUACUUCAAGAUCCCCCACUACGUGAUCUUUGUAAACAGCUACCCUUUAACCGUCUCUGGGAAGAUCAAGAAGAACGAAUUAAAGGCGGAAAUGGAGAAGAAAUUAGGCCUUUAA
Molecule: messenger RNA, 1830 nt
Organism: Menidia menidia (Atlantic silverside)
Lineage: Eukaryota; Metazoa; Chordata; Actinopteri; Atheriniformes; Atherinopsidae
Source: the annotation of a GenBank genome assembly